AUGACCACCACACCAACAACCUACCUCCCACCCCCCCUCCCCACAACCUCCAUAACAUCUCUAAUCCUCUCCCUCUCCCUCCCCGCACCAACAACCAUCUCGCCCCUAAACGUCUCCGCCGCCUUCCACACAAUCUCCCUCAUCCACUUCGACGCCUCCACCGCAGCAUCAGCAACACCCUCAAUCCCCGCCCGCAAUGACCCCGACGGCAGCAUCACCCUCGUCCUGCGCAUCUCGGGCGCGCAAAUCCCCACCGUCAAGACCCUCAACGAAGUCGCCGUUAUGACCUGGGUACGGCGGAACACAAAUAUCCCCGUCCCAGCGGUGAUCGCGUACUCGGCGAGUAGGGAUAAUCCCCUCGGGUAUGAGUUCACCUUGUUGGAAAGGGUACCGGGGGUGUCUGUUGCAGAGCUAUAUGAUACUCUUGAUGAGGGAAGGAAAAUGAAGCUGGUGGAGCAGUUGGCAGGGUAUGUGGUUGAGUUACAUAGUCAUCCGUGGGAGGGGGGCUAUGUGGGAGGGUUGAGAUUAUCACAUGGUGGCGAUGGGGAGGGGAAGAAGAAGGUGGAGGAGGAGAUAGUGCGUGGUCCGCCUAUUGAAGAGACCUACUGGCAGGUGCCGGAUCUGGAAACAUACUGGUCCGGGACGGACGAGACAUUGGAAACAUUGAAUCCGUUCAAGAGUGAUGGAUAUGCAAGCUACACGGGGUAUAAUAUUGCUUGUGUGGAGCGAUAUACUCACGCUAUUAGCAUCCAUCCAUCGCUAUCUGCGCAUAGGGAUCUCAUUCCUCGGUUGGAGCAGUUCAUCUCAGUCCUGGAAUCAGAUGACAAUCUGAACAAUGUGCCAUAUGUAUUGGCACAUAAGGACCUCCACUUCGCGAACAUCAUGUGCGAUCCAUCGUCCCCCGAGUGCCCCAUCACUGCCGUGCUGGACUGGGAGUUUGCGAGUGUGGUGCCGGCGCCGCGGUGGAAUCCCGUGCGGGCGUUCCUGUGGAAUUAUCGGUAUGGGGUGGAGGAUAAGGCGGAGAGGGAUCGGUUGGAGAGGGUGUUUGAGGAGGUUUGUAAGAGUAGAGGGGAGGAGAGGGUGUUGGAGGGGAUGAGGUUAAGUGAGAGGCAGGAGGGGAUGCAGAAGGUGGUGAAUCAUGUUAGGGCUAUUGUGGAGGUGGGGAUACGGAAUCCAGGGGAGGAAGGAGAAAGGAAAGUGAGGGGGUGGAGGGGGAUGGUGGAGGAGACGCUGAAGGUAUUCAAUGUGUGA
Aspergillus welwitschiae is the source of this 1251-nucleotide messenger RNA. RefSeq names its product phosphotransferase family protein. The record is from RefSeq and is a predicted model, not a curated record. Lineage: Eukaryota; Fungi; Ascomycota; Eurotiomycetes; Eurotiales; Aspergillaceae. The transcript has a single exon. The coding region runs from base 1 to 1251 and encodes 416 amino acids.